GCCCAACUUGACGAAAUGCGCUGUCGUUUAAAAGAAGGAUACUCUUGGCUUUUUGUUACAGCUUUCCUACAAGGGCCACUUAUUCUAACUCAGCCCGUUUCAUCGAGUCGACUCAGUUCUAGCUCAUCGUGUUCGCCGCCGGAAGAAAAGAUAAGAAAGGAACCGUAUAUUAGUCGCGACAAGGUUUGCGAAGUUGAUCGGAAAUAUUUGAUGGUUCAAUUGAUGAAAAGCACCAUGGUUUCGCCGGAAUCUCAGUUACAGCAGCGUGGAAAAAUGGCGUCGGUGAAGAGAGAGAUACCAGAGGAAUCUACUCUUUAUAAUGAACAACAAGUCCCUCUGCACAAGCGAUCUAAGCAGCAGGAGGAUUUUGGAAUGGGUAGUUUUCCUGUAUCACCAGCACAAUUCAAUCCUUUGGAUGAACCAAGUCCAUUGGGGUUGAGGCUCCGUAAGAGUCCAUCUCUGUUGGAUUUAAUUCAGAUGAGGCUUGCUGAAGGGAACUCUUCUUCUAAGAUUGGAACUGAUGCUAAGAAAGCUAACAAAACCACUGCUGCUUCUGCUGCUGCUACUGAUAAGCUGAAGGCUUCAAACUUUCCAGCAUCACUUCUCAAGAUAGGUACCUGGGAGUACAAAUCAAGAUAUGAAGGAGACCUGGUGGCUAAAUGUUACUUUGCAAAGCAUAAACUCGUGUGGGAAGUUCUUGAUGGAGGUCUCAAGAACAAGAUUGAAAUUCAAUGGUCUGACGUUAUGGCUUUGAAGGCAACUUACCCAGAUGAUGGCCCUGGUACUCUUGAUGUAGUGCUAACAAGACAGCCUCUGUUCUUCAGAGAAACGAAUCCUCAGCCAAGAAAGCAUACUUUAUGGCAAGCAACCUCAGAUUUUACAGGUGGACAGGCUAGCCUACACAGGCGUCAUUAUCUGCAGUGUCCACAAGGGUUGUUAGGGAAGCACUUUGAAAAGCUCAUUCAAUGUGACCCUCGUCUUAAUUUCCUGAGUCAGCAAGUUGAGAUAGAAUUGGAAUGUCCAUACUUUGAACCCAAGACUUCAGUGUUUGAUGAGCCAAAUGAAUCCAAUGAAUAUGAUUUACACAGAGAAGCACCUACCAGUGGCAUCUUUGAUUUAGGUACAAGAGCUUCACCUUCAGGGGGAGGUCAGUCUUCUUCUUCCAGGAGUGAGUUGCAUGAUCCUGUUAGUCGCCCUGCAGAAUUCUCUCGUGAAGCACCUUCACCCAGCUCAGUGAUGGACACGUCAGCAAUUGAGGAAAUCAGAAGAGCUGGGACUGAAGGACUAAAAGGUGGUAUUGACCGAUGGGACCAAAUCAAAGUACCAGGGAUCCACCCAUCCAUGUCAAUGAGUGAUUUAGUAAAUCACAUUGAAAACAGAAUCACUGAACAACGAACCUCAGGCAACCACCCACUUUCCCAUGAAGAGAAAGAAAGCUUAGAAAUCCUGGAAGACAUCAGCCGAUGUCUGUUCAACGACGCCCAAUACGGGUCAUCCACAUCCGAUGAAAAAUCCGUAAUGUCAAAAGUCAACUCUCUCUGCUGUCUCUUACAAAAGGACCCCACAACAUUUCAAGACCUCGAACCUAAAACCAACAAUCAAAAUGAUGGGAAAAGUGUAAUACAUGAAUCAAAGCCUGUUUCUGUUUCUGGUCCUGGAUUGGUAAUUCAAGAUGAAGCUGAUGAUGAUGAUGAUGAUAGUAAGAAGAAUAGUGGAAUGUCCAGAAGGGAUUCUGUUGGUGAUUUGCUGCUUAAUCUUCCAAGGAUCGCUUCUUUACCACAGUUCUUUUACAACUUUUAGGAUAUGAUAUGAUUUUGGAGAGGGUGGUAACUGGUAAGUAAGGUUAGCUGUUAAUCUCUUUUACAUUUACUUUUAUUAUAUCGUUUGAUGAAAAAAGGCUUCUACUUGUUUUGCUACUACUGUAUAUGUCAUAACAAGUUUAGGGUGGUGGUGGUGGUGGCUUUUCUAGUUUCGUUUUUAAACUGUUGUGGUGCAUGUUUUCGAAUGCUGUUAUGAUCAUGUACAUAUGUUGUCUUUGACUUGUAAUUUCGUGCAUUCAAAUUUACAACUCCGUUUUGAUUCCA
Messenger RNA from Lactuca sativa (garden lettuce), 2084 nucleotides. RefSeq lists its product as uncharacterized. NCBI's taxonomy places the organism in Eukaryota, Viridiplantae, Streptophyta, Magnoliopsida, Asterales, Asteraceae. The record is from RefSeq and is a predicted model, not a curated record.